GAUCAUCGUUGGUCCUGUCAAGUUCGAGGUUUUUUAAAUAUUUUUAUCCAUUACUAAUGUGGAAAAGAUCUCAGAUCUGUUUUAAUCCUCUGCUUUAACUUUAACUUUGACUUUUUCGCAAAAAAUGUGCUUAUUUUUAUGACUGUGUUGACAUGACACUAUGGGAAAAGCAUGCUUAAACUUCUAACUACUGCUCUCCACCUCGAGUUUCGUACUUCUUUAUCCCCAGUUCGAUAUUUGUGGUAUAAAAAAAUUGGCCUAAAACAUAUCUAAAUUGUUCAACCCGAUGUUUUUAGUGCAGUCACUUAGGGGUAGAAUUACCCUUUUUGGAAACCUGUGUUUAUAGGUGUUAUAAUCAGUUGUCUUGUGAUUCCUCUAUUGUUUACUUCUUGUACGCGUCUUGGGAAAACAGAACAAUUUUACACAUAUUUUUAUACAGGUUUUACUAAAAAAUUGCACACACACACAGCACUCACACACACACACACGCAGAAAACGCACACAAAACACGGAACACGUUUUACAAUAACUACACUGACACGCGACAAUGGGUAUAGAUGCAACCUCAUUUCCAGGAUCAGUUGUCUUUGUUUAUGAUUAAGAUGCGAGAUGACAAUGGGGGCCCGACGCAGUAUGGAUUUUUCAAUCAUGCUCUUGAAAGAUUUAUCAUCAUGGAAUAUGGCGAAGAGAAGUGGGAAGUCAUCAGAAUGGAGGCUGGUGUAUUUGAGGAUAGUUUUGAUGGGAAAAUGGUAUAUGAUGAUAAUAUGAUUUUUGAAAUAUUGGAUGCAGCUUGUGAAGUACUAGAUACUGAGCAAGAAGAUCUACAAGAGGAAUUUGGCGAGGCUUACUUUAUGCAUUGUUUAGCUUCUCAUCAUGGAAAACUUUUAAAAGCCCUGGGUGGCAAUUUGUAUGACUUUCUGUCAAACGUUGAUUCCCUGCAUGAUCAUCUGGCAGUCUCCUAUGCAGGUGUCAAGGUACCGACGUUUCGCGUGAAAAGUGACGGGACGAACCGCAGCAUUAGCGUUAAUUAUUACAGUGACAGAGUGGGAUUAGAGUACGUCACGAAAGGCGUCAUACGCAUGGCAGCUAAAGAAUUAUUUGGGUUAGAGGUCAUUGUGGAAUCAAUCUGUGAUAUUGAUGCGUUCAAAUUUCUCGUCACCACGGAAAAUCCAGACGAUUGCCACCUAAUGUUUCCAAAAUCAAUCGAAUCGUCAAGAGAUUUAAUUCCACGUGCUAACGAACCAAAAGUAUCGCCAUUAGAAUUUACAAAAGUGUUCCCGUUUCACAUGCUCUUUGAUCGGAAUAUGAAACUACUUCAAGUUGGCUCUACACUGAAACGUAUCCUAAAAGAUUUAAACAACAAAAAUUCUGAAAAGAAUUCUGAAAUUACGACGUACUUUACUUUGUCCAGACCACAAAUACCAUUCGACUUUGAAUCAAUUUAUUCACGUCUUAACAACGUUUUCAUUUUAACCUCUUUGAAGGACGUUGUCAAGGCAACGCCCUCCAUUUUACACAUGCAGUCUUCAAACGACACAACACCUCGAAGAACCAAUCUACGUUUAAAGGGACAGAUGAUUUUUUUAGAUGAAGCAGAAGCCAUGUUGUUUUUGUGUUCACCAAGUGUAAGUAACAUCGAGGACAUGAGAAAUAAAGGUCUUUGCCUCAGUGAUAUUCCUAUUCAUGAUGCAACUAGAGAUUUAGUACUGCUUUCUGAAAACUUUCAAAAAGAACUGGAACUGACUCACCAAUUGGGAAUCGUGAGUGAUCACCUGCAAAAAAUACAUACCGAACUUGAAGAAGAAAUGCAUUUAUAUGAUCGGUUAUUGUUCGCGGUGUUACCAACAACCAUUGCGAGAGAUUUGCGUGAAUCGAAGCAGAUACCUACAGAAAAGUUUGAGUCGGUUACAUUGAUGUUCAGUGGGAUCGUCGAUUUUACUAGGCUGUGUGAAGAUUUGGAGCCUUUGCGUAUUGUUAAUAUGUUGAAUGAAUUGUACACGAAGUUUGAUGUUUUGGUUGACUUUAUGGCUACAUACGUGUACAAGGUGGAGACAGUGGGAGACAAAUACAUGACAGCUAGUGGUCUUCCUGAAAGAUGUUUAAAUCAUCCUCAGGUGAUAUGCACGCUUGCUUUGGAUAUGUUAGAUGCUACACGAGAAGUCAAAAUUAAUGGAAAAGAUAUACAGGUGACGUUUGGUAUUCAUUCAGGGGAAGUAGUUGCUGGAGUGAUUGGUCAACGAAUGCCACGCUACUGUUUAUUUGGAAACGCUGUGAAUCUGACAAGUAGAACCGAGACCACCGGAUUAAAAGGAGAAAUUAACGUCACAGAGGAAACAUUCAAAUUGCUGAGUCAGUCUGAUAUAUCUAAUAAUUACGAGUUUACAAAAAGAGGAAAAGUGGCUAUGAAAGGAAAAUCUGAACCGAUGUUGACGUAUACGUUAUCACGACCUGUCGACCGAAGCCAAUUGUCGAAAGCCUCCAUGUUUUUAAGUCAGGAAUUCCAACCCGCUUUCCUCAGUAUACAUGGUCUUGGCGGUUCUGAAUCAGGAAGCCCCGUAUUGACAGGAAGUGGUGCUGUUACUUUGAAUAGAAAUCGAUGCAAUUCAGGAAACAGUAACAUGAGACGUAGUCGGAAUGCUUCUGUGUAUGCUAGUCGCUUCAAUACUCCUGGAGCAAGUAAAAAUGUCAGCCGUUAUGCCACGCCCCUGAGGAGUCGAUGUAACUCUGCUGUGUCCACGGCGCCGUACAUUCCUUCCAAUAGCAAUAAUCAAAAGAAAUACAAAGUAAACGAGUCCGCGCAUGUCAACAUUGGAAACAGACUCGAUUUAUUAGAAGAGCGAAGUCCUAUAUCAUUAAGCCCGACGUCGACGAGUCCUCAGAUGAACCAUGCGGAUAUUGAAAACAUUUUAAAACAAGUGAACAAAUCUUUGCACAUAAAGUAAAAAUAAUCUCAUGCACGGUAAUUUCCUGUCAAUCAAGGAAAAUAUUACACUCACUCUUAAAAGAGUUUAGAAAUCCUGGAUUAUGGUAAUUCAGACCAAAUUUACCAUUGAUCUUUUUAAAAUUAUUAAAUAGUUUAUUCCGUCAAACUUGAUCGAUAUAUUUUUGUAGCAAUAAUUUAUAUAGAGCUAUUUGGACGUUCUUUUUAAACCGAUUACGAAGAUAUUUAGUUUUUUAUGAUAUUAGGUUUUUCCGACAAAAACGAGGAAAAUGUCAAACAAAAAACUCUUGGAUAAUUGGUUUAAGCCUCGUGGUUUUAAAUGAAAAGCCUUAGUUCAAUGUAGAAUUUUUAUAAAAUAUUUAGUUGUGUUAUAAUCUUUAUAGCAAAUUUCAUUGAAAAUGUCUCGCGCUUGGAACCAACUCGUUUCCAACGACUGUUCUUUCUUGAUUUCUGACGGUGAUUCGCCGUCAUCAGGUACUGGGAACGAUGUUGGUUUGGGUGUAAGCUAAUGGAACCCCUAAGGCCCAUUGUAUAAGCCUUGUUGUGCCGAGCAGAGAUCGAAAUAUUCACCAUGCCUCGCGGCUCGGUUCUGCACACCGUUUUAUAAGAGCCGAGCCGAACUAAAUCCUACAUAAUUUUUUAAAAUAGAAGCUGUUUAACAACAUUUUCUGCCGAAUAAGCAGUGUUAAAAUGUUAUGUGUAUGCUUUAGCACGGCUCAGCUUGACAUUUUUGUUUCAUACAAUCGAGCCAAGUCGUGCAGCUAGGUUAGCUGUGCGGCACGGUUGGAUAUUGGAUUUAUAAGCUGCUCCGAGCUAAACUCUGUAAAUAUUUUAUAGGUUCGGCUCUGCUCGACACGGUUUAUAUAAUAGACCUGUGAAUCACGAAAUACGGUUUAGUAUAUAAAAAUAUGAUUCAUGAUUCCUAAAAUAUUUUUAUUACGUUUUUAAUUACUUUAUCAUCAUUGGAUGACCUUUAAGAUUAUUUCUUAUAUAAAAUUGAGAAAGCGCCUGUUAAAAGAAAAUUGGAUGAGGUACUUGAAUAAA
This is a messenger RNA of Hydractinia symbiolongicarpus, 3985 nucleotides long. Its product is annotated as guanylate cyclase soluble subunit beta-1-like. The record is from RefSeq and is a predicted model, not a curated record. The coding region runs from base 558 to 2942 and encodes 794 amino acids. Gene Ontology annotation, molecular function: guanylate cyclase activity; heme binding. The transcript has 9 exons. Lineage: Eukaryota; Metazoa; Cnidaria; Hydrozoa; Anthoathecata; Hydractiniidae. Gene Ontology annotation, biological process: cGMP biosynthetic process; response to oxygen levels. Gene Ontology annotation, cellular component: guanylate cyclase complex, soluble.